Molecule: messenger RNA, 1614 nt
Organism: Leishmania mexicana MHOM/GT/2001/U1103
Lineage: Eukaryota; Euglenozoa; Kinetoplastea; Trypanosomatida; Trypanosomatidae
Product: sphingosine phosphate lyase-like protein,putative
Exons: 1
Coding region: 1-1614 (537 amino acids)
Biological process (GO): carboxylic acid metabolic process; sphingolipid catabolic process
Cellular component (GO): endoplasmic reticulum
Molecular function (GO): pyridoxal phosphate binding; sphinganine-1-phosphate aldolase activity
Source: RefSeq, a predicted model, not a curated record
AUGACGACCAUUUCCCAGUACCUCAACGAGCGGCUGAAGGACAAAAGUCCGACGCAGGUUGUUGUCAUCACGCUCACCGGUGCCAUCGCUGUGCGCGUCGCUGUGGACUGCUUCCGCGAUGGCCGCUUGACGACGCGCAGCUACCAGGCGGUGUGGCGCGGCGUCCGCAUUCUAGCAGCUCCCAUAAUCCGAAAGCAGGUCAAGAAGGUGGUGAGUUCUGUGAAGAUGCCGUCGACUGAAGGUGAGUUCAAAGCCCUCACCCUGCCGGAAAAGUCCCGCGCUGAGGCGGAGGUGCUGCAGCUGGUCACCCAGCUUCACCACGACCUUGACCUCAGCUACGAAAAGGGUUUCUUCAGUGGAGCCGUCUACCACGGUGGCGCAUCGCACACCGCCUUUAUAAACGACGUUAUGGCCAUCUUCCAGUGGAGCAACCCGUUGCACAGCGACAUCUUCGGCGCGACGCGCAAGAUGGAGGCGGAGAUUGUAUCCAUGGUGCUGCACAUGUACAAUGGCCAUUUACUUCCGGACGCCGGCGGCGUCGUGACGUCAGGAGGCACGGAGAGCAUCAUGAUGGCCCUUAAGACGUACCGCGACUGGGGACGCAAGACACGCGGGAUCGAGCACCCGUCCGUGGUGGCGCCCAUCACCAUUCACCCCGCCUUCGACAAGGGGGCAGAGUACUUUGGCAUUGAUCUCAUCAAGGUACCGGUGCUGGCGACCACCGGCCGCGUGGAUCCCAAGGAGAUGGAGAAGUACAUCCGGUACGACACGAUCGCUGUCGCUGCGUCGGCGCCAAACUUUCCGCAUGGUGUCGUCGACCCCAUCGAGGAGAUUGCAGAGAUGGCCUACAAGCACAACAUCGGCAUGCACGUCGACUGCUGCCUGGGCGGCUUCAUCAUGCCCUUCCUCGAGAGGACUGGACGUGCGGCGCCGGUCGUGGACUUCCGCAAUCGCGGCGUCACGUCGAUCUCCUGCGACACGCACAAGUACGGCUACGCGCCUAAAGGGACGUCGACGGUGAUGUACCGGUCGAAGGAGCUGCGCAGCUUCCAGUUCUGCUGUGUUGCGGAAUGGCCAGGCGGCAUGUACUGCUCGCCUGCUGUGAGUGGGUCAAAGCCAGGAAACGUGAUUGCCGGCACGUGGGCGGCGAUGGUGCGUAUGGGUAUGGAGGGCUACGUCGAUUGUUGCAACAAAAUCGUCACGACGCGCGAGACGAUGACGAAUGAGUUGAGCAAGCUGCCCUACAUAAGCAUUAUUGGUGAGCCAACCGCGAGCGUCUUCGCCUUUACAAGCAAUGUGAUCGACAUAUUCCGCCUCGGUGAAGAUCUCAAGUUACGCGAGUGGGUGCUGAACACCCUCCAGUUCCCACCGGGUUUGCAGUUUAGUGUGACACUGCUGCAGACGCCACCGGCAGUCACGGCACGCUUCCUGAGCGAUGUGAAGGAGAUAGGUGCCACCCUCUUUGCCGAGAGCGAGAAGCUCAUCGCCGAUGGAAAGAAACCCGUACUCGCUGAGUCGAGCGGCACGCUCUACGGCACGGCGCAGCGCGUUCCCGAUCGGACGAUCGUCAAGGAUGUGCUUCGCGAGUUCCUCAACACCUACUACAAAGCUUGA